GUUCGUUCUAUCGUGCAUGCGGCCGCUCAAGGUGCUCCUGGAGCUCGAGUCUCAACGAACAGUGAUGCCUGCGAAGAAGUGCCUCCACGGCACGUGAGUCGAGAGAGUGGAGCGACAGAGCACAGGAAGGAUUUCGAGCAUGGUGAAAAUUCAGUUUCAAAAUCUUGCUUUGGCAAUGUUGGGCAGACGAAACUAAUUCAGAAAGUGGAGCAUGAAACUGCACAGCACUCGCGUGGAACGACGGCCUCUUCGCGAAGUACGAAAAGCUUUGCGAAUAAGAGACCUCUGGAACAACAUCAACAAUGGAGCAGAUCAGCACCUACAAACGGUAAGAACAAGAGUCGCACUCGCGAUGCGCAUAAUAUAGCGGGACCAACACAGGAGUCAUACGAUGCGCGUGGUGGGAGAAAGGAGUUUCCCGGAAGCGACAGCCUAGACGUGUUAGCGAGCGGCAGCCCUCGAAAUAAGGAUGCGGUCUUAGCAGCAGCUCAGCGCUUAGCCGAGGUGCCGGGCCUUUUUCGAGGGAACUCUGCGAAGAAGGCUGAGGGUGGGUGGCUCUACGUCGUUGCGCUAGAAGGCCUCUACCGUUCGGAGAUUCCGUGGCAAGAAAGCAUCAAUUAUGACUGCGAAAGAUGAUGCAUUACAUCACUACUUGCCGCGUAUUCUUCAAGGUGAUCCUACUUCUUGGUCCCAAUCUCGCAGGUAAUAACAUUUUUUACUUUUCUCGCACGGUCGAAGAACCACGACCUCCACAGCAUUUAUUACAAACUUCUCAUAAAGAAGGACUCUUCUUAUUUCGACAGUGUUGUGGCUUCUUUCAGUUUUGAAGGUUGACAGUAUUUUAAAUUAUAGGUCAUAGAAGUUUUUUCAGAGAAUGAAAAUUAACCUAGUGGAUGUUGGGAAGCGUGCUGGCUCUAACUUUGGGUCUUCCACAAACUGGAACGCGUAUGUCCAUUCGCGGCCGGUCGCGCACCGCUAAACGCCCUCCUAAAGUUAUGUGAUCGAAAAACACGAUUUAGCCUUGUCACGAAAAAAUAGAAAUUUUCCAUGUAGUCAUGCCUGACUCCUGCCGCGAAUGCUUGUCCCUCAUGAGAGCGACUCGAGCAGUACGAAAUCCCUUAACAAGCUCUAAAAAAACAGUUACCCCUUCGUGCGAGUAUUGUUUUACUGCAAACACGAUUCGCAACGGAUCUCGGCAAGGACAUUGAAUCCUGGAUGUUUCAUCAUCCGGUUGAGAUACAAGACCCAUUGGAAGGUGGUAAAGACAAUCGAACAGCAGGCCUAGAAUUCCUUUAUGGCAGUUGUGCUGAAGAAAACAUCACGAUCGCUAGGAUAUCUUUUAUGUAGGGCGGGGUGGCGGACACAAUAAGCUAAACUAACGAGAACAAGAGGUUUCGAAUCCACUAUUCUAUCCUCUAGUGUGGCUAGAUCAAGUUCGUCGAAAGAUGCUACGAAAAAUCUCAAUCGUGCUCACAAGAACAGGGGAGAUCAGUAUUCUCUAAUACAAGUACAAGGGCGAAGCGUUCGAUUUGAAAGAGCAGCUUACAGCACGUGGCGUCCGCGAGCUCGAUGAAAAUGUGAAAAUUGAGCGAGCGCCAUACUUGGAUCCUACGCUGCCUCCAGCGGUCAAAGUACUUCCCGAUGCGGUAACGGUCUCCACUCUCCUCCAGAAGCUCGCAGCCUGCAUUCGUCUCUCCGAACGCUUCCGCAUCACUCGCUUCGUAGCAAUGAACGACAUGCCAGCCUCGUUCAAUGAUACCUGCGGAGCUCACUAUGGCUAGCAUUUGAGCGUCUUUUGUCUACAGUGAGGAGUAUCUCUAGUUUGCCGGGAAUAGCCUUCGAUUUUUGGUAGGGGAUCCUCCGCCACACUGAAUCAAAGACGUUAUAAUACCUGUUAAUAAAUAGGCACAUUCAUUUCUCACCUGUCAAAUGAGAACAGCGAUAAAGAAUCUCUAAGAAACAGUGCCAAUCUGGAAGCACGCGAUAGAACUCUUCGAAAAAUACAGCACUGGUAUGCGGGACAUGCGGACAGUGCUUUAAGAGAAGAAAAUUGAAUUAGAGGUCGUCAACGGGCGUUCAGCUCUAAUUGAUAUAUCAACCUGCUUCUUGUCAGACACAGCAAUCGAUUCUUAAAGUCAAUCCAUUAUUCUAAGUAAACCAGGUGGUGCGGUGUUUUUCAGCAUUGCAGUGGCAAGAGCUGGCUGCCUUUGCCGUGACAGUUCCGAACGCGGAUGCGCGAGUACGUGGAACUGUGAUGGAUGUGCUGGCCCGCGCUUGUCAGUUCACCCGCUUGCGCGCCUCGCUAGUUGCGUCGAAAGGAAGUGAUGAAAGCGAAACAAAUGCAGUCUCCUCGUCGAAAGGAGAUGAUUCUGUGGCGGCGUCGCUAGCAUCCUCACCCUCGUCAUCGUUCCCUGAAGCAGGGGGGAAAGGUGUUGAUAGCAUUGGCUCAUCAACACCAAAAAAGAGCGCGGAGUCCAGUAAUGCAGUGGCGUCGCGGUCUCCGGCGCAUCUGCGAUUGCGGUCCAUUCUAUAUGGUAAAGACACGGAUAAUACUCCUGUCCCUGCUGAGGAUGCGACGCCUUUGGGUGCCGCAUUGCGUGUGUUCGCACAAGCUCGUGCCGAUGGCAUGGCAACUACGGUGUUGUACAAUGCUCUCUUGCUAGCCCUGCGCAACAGCCAGGAGUGGGUUGCGUCGCUAGACUUGCUUUCCUACAUGCUCGUGGAAAAGGAAGAGCGACAAGCAGAGGAGUCCGGAAGCACUACUGCUUCAGAGGAGGUUCCCGCAGACAAAGUGUUAGCAGACAAAGUUUCUUUCGGUACCGUGAUGGCAGCAUUGCCGCCCACAGAGUGGGUGUUGGUGAUGAACCUUUUGAAGCGCAUGCAGGAGCUGAAGUACGAGAUUAACACACAGACGGCGUACGCAGUCCUGAACUGCCUCACUCAGGAAGUAAACCGGGAACGCCAAAGAAACGAGGACGUCGGUGACAGCUGGCAUAAUGUUUGGGAUGCAACUGCUGACAGCGAUACUGCGGAAUCUAGUACUAGUAGAAGUAGUAGUGUUCCUUCGAUUAGUGGUAAAGCAGGAUGGGACGGCGCAACGUUCGUGAUAUACGAGAUCGCUCCAACGAGGACAAGUACCGAAUUGAGCACGACAAGCAAGGGCGUUUUUUGGCAAAGUACUUCAUUGGAGGGGCCACCGCCCGAUGCAAGAGUACUACAGCUACCGAGACAUCUGAUGCCGCAAGCAAUACUGACGAGUAAAGUACGACUAUCGCAGCUUCUCUCCAAUUCUAGGAGUGAAGACAAGAAACAAAAUCAAGUAAGCGAGAAGAUUAUGGCUUGGAAGUUUGCCUGGGUUGGUCCAGACGAGCCUGACGCGACCACUGCAACACCCGAGGUACCCGCGGAUAUGGCAGUUCUUUCCGCGUCCUGUCUGCAGUUGGGCCGCAAGCUAAUCGAGGGCCCCUUUCACCCACAGAAAACGGGUGUUCCGUGGACCGAAGGACUAUUUCGCAAAGGCUUCGCUCUGCUGCUAGAGGACGCUACAGAUUUGUAUGAGAGGUGGGUCUUCUUGUUGUGUCGUGGUAAUGAUUCUCAUUUUUCUUUUUGGUUGACAGACAGCACCUUGUUCCAAUCUGUUGCUGAUCAAGAGGAAUUGCGAAUGGGUAGGUUGUACACCUCGUGCUGUGCAUUCAACUGCAACGGGCACAGACACGCUAUCCGCUUGCUAGUUGUGUCGAAUUACUUGAUUUAUAUGGCCGAUUGAAUUACCUUGUCUAAGAGACGUGAGAAACUAGUAGAACUGCAGAUUUCUGAGCCUUAUUAUUCUUAAUCUUUCUAACAUGUGACACAUCCCGGUUGGGUGAGUGCAGUGCGAUUGUGGCAGGCGCGAGAUAGGGGUGUGUUUCCACAAAAGACGUUCCUCCGAGACGAUGAGGAGUUGACCCCAGAAAUGCUGGAGGGUAAUUCUAGAAAUGCUUCACAGCGUUUUCGCCUAGACUUUCAUCCGGUGAAAAGUUGUCGCGACCGAUCCUACGACCCUAGUACGGUGAAGGUUUGCCUUUUCUGCAGCCUGGGCAAGCUGAAGAAAAAGUUGGACAAGCUGAAAAACGCGUCGAAGCUGCAAACUAAAGCAGGUGCAGGAGUAGUUCGAGGGGAUGUUGACCCGCAAAGUGAACGUAAACCACUUUCCGUUCGGAUUGUCACAGGAGCUGGCGAAAGCCGUCUACGUAAAGUCACAAUGGAAUUUUUGACGUCCGCUGGUCGCGCACUUGGCAUUCAAAACAUUCGGGGUGGCGGAGAUCCGGGAAGCAUUCUGGUCGACCUCUGAGCGAAACUCAAGGACGACUGAUUCUGGUAUCGACCCUCUGGGUUCCUGCAGCAUCAUGAUGUAACUCACAACAUGACGAUCUUUCAACAGAUUACCUUCCUGACCCAACGAGCCUGCAUAAGCAUUGAUAUGAGCGACGAUAUUCUACGUCCUGAAAAUCCAACUCGAGCAUGAGUCCAAAAUAAGCACACUACAAGGAAGCUACUCGCAAUAAAAGGAGCAGUUGGAGACACCGUGGUCAAGAUGAAAGGUCCUCACAGCGGCCCAGCACCUGGUGCGAUCUGGCUUUGACAAAAAAUAAUGAGACAGUUUUUAUCUGCAUCUGACACGGUGGCACAUUUAACGAAGCCUGGAAUGAGAUAUGAACAAUCUUCAAGGAAAUUACCUAAAAGUUUAUGCGCUAGUGCCCCCAAGUAUGGAUUUACACACACCUAGUGAGCACACGACUGUGCAGAUAUGUUAUGGAUAACAAGAAUUAGCAAGACGCGCGUGGUUGUAAAGGAUAUUUAUAAUACAUUGAAUUUUAGACUCACCUCUUUUACUCAGAAAUCACGUCACCCGAAGUGUUAGGCACAAGCCUAUGAGCGUUAGCCUAGUGCAGUGUUAUACUGCUGGAAGCGACGCGUCGAUUGUCUUUUGCAGUCUUGUAAGAGUUGAGUGUCCGGUCGUGACCGGAAUUUUGAUCGCAGACGGAUUUCGGACUGCUGCCUCUCAGGAGAUCAGUUGCAGUGAGAUUUUGGAGCUUACUUAGCGAAAACUUGUUGCUGACAAGAACGAAGACAGGCGUAACGAGAGAGGUUCUAAAACCCGUCAGAUACGCUUGGAACGGAGACCUCAUGGAUUCCUGGAGUGGAAACUCUACUACGAGGCUGAUGAAAUGGAAUGCAUACUUUGCAUGUACAUGUACUUUGUAAACUUACUUUGUAAAGCGGAUUUAAAAGUCAUGAGAGCAG
This is a messenger RNA of Amoebophrya sp. A25, 5283 nucleotides long. The record is from the annotation of a GenBank genome assembly. Lineage: Eukaryota; Dinophyceae; Syndiniales; Amoebophryaceae.